UCCUGCAAUAAAAUGUUGGCUGGCAAUGACCUGAACACUGAGCAAAACCUGAAAAAGUUCAAAUCUGACCUACAGUUUUACAGCUCAACUCAUGACAAUAAAGGUGUUUGUUGUCACCUGAAAGGGGGAGGAGCCUAAGGUGUUGGUGGUUUCAAACAGACCUGGAGCUCAGGGUCUGAAGAGAGCAGCGCUGGCCGGCAUCCAGACCAGGGUUGUGGAUCACAAGCUGUAUGGCAGCAGAGCUGAGUUUGAUGCCACCAUUGACCUUCUCCUUAAAGAGUUUGGAGUGGAACUGGUCUGCCUUGCUGGUUUCAUGAGGAUCCUGACUGGGAUCUUUGUGAAAAAAUGGCAUGGGAGGCUCCUCAACAUUCAUCCCUCCCUGCUGCCUUCAUUCAAAGGGGUCAAUGCCCAGCAACAGGCUCUCCAGGCCAGAGUGCUGAUAACUGGGUGCACCGUCCACUUUGUAGCUGAAGAGGUUGAUGCAGGCGCCGUCGUGGUCCAGGAAGCCGUUCCGGUGUUGGUUGGAGACACAGAGGAAAGUCUGUCAGCCAGAAUCAGGGAGGCUGAGCACAAAGCGUUCCCUAAAGCUCUGGAGCUGGUGGCCAGUGGAGCGGUGCAACUGGGACCAGAUGGAAACAUAGUCUGGAAGCAAAAGCGUUGAAAUGUCUCUACUAAUGCAUGUCUGACUAAUGAUCAGAAACCAUAGUUUACAAUAAAGUACAUCACUGUCAAUUGUA
Xiphophorus couchianus (Monterrey platyfish) is the source of this 737-nucleotide messenger RNA. Its product is annotated as trifunctional purine biosynthetic protein adenosine-3-like. The transcript is spliced from 4 exons. The coding region runs from base 314 to 661 and encodes 115 amino acids. NCBI's taxonomy places the organism in Eukaryota, Metazoa, Chordata, Actinopteri, Cyprinodontiformes, Poeciliidae. Gene Ontology annotation, cellular component: cytosol; cytoplasm. The record is from RefSeq and is a predicted model, not a curated record. Gene Ontology annotation, molecular function: phosphoribosylglycinamide formyltransferase activity. Gene Ontology annotation, biological process: 'de novo' IMP biosynthetic process.